Messenger RNA from Eremothecium cymbalariae DBVPG#7215, 1899 nucleotides. RefSeq names its product Aim3p (gene AIM3). The transcript has a single exon. Gene Ontology annotation, biological process: barbed-end actin filament capping. Bases 1 to 1899 code for a protein of 632 amino acids. Gene Ontology annotation, cellular component: actin cortical patch. The record is from RefSeq and is a predicted model, not a curated record. Lineage: Eukaryota; Fungi; Ascomycota; Saccharomycetes; Saccharomycetales; Saccharomycetaceae.
AUGGGUAAAGAUUCAAUCUUACAGGGACUUGCUUCUGCUGGUAAAACUACUUUACAAGGGGCUAAGUCAAUAUCAAAAGUUAGUUAUGAGGCCGGUAAGAACCAUUACGCAAACAGUAAAGCAGCUAGGGGUGGCCGUUCCUCCAACAGCAGCUCUCGGGAAAAUUCCCGACAUGAGACAAGUGUGAAGUUGGAAAACUUGCCUGAUCCUAAUAAACUUCCUCCCCCUCCAGUUAGACGAGACCAACAACAAGGUUCUCCAGAAAGUAGUAUUAGGGUGGGCAGUGCCAGUUCUUCUACUGUUCAAACACACCACCAGGCCCAGCUCUCGAAAAUCCCAGAUUCCCAAUACUCGAGGGGCAGGGAUGAUAGCACAAAUUCAAAUGCUCCAUUUAAGCGUGUGUCCUACAAGGGCGAUGAGAUUAUUUUGCAACCGCUAGGACCACGGCCACCUCAUAAGGCUGAAUAUAAUCAAACCCCUCAGUUACCGGAUUUUCAACAGGCCCCAGUCCAUCAAAAAGAGAGGAAUGCAGAUACACAGCAUUCCAAUAAUUCUAAAGUGACAUCAAAACCAGCACCUCCGAUUCCUGUACGAAACUACGAUGCUUCUGUUAUCUCUGGUUUAUCAUCUUCACACUCUGGGUACCAACCAUCAUUACCUAACCGUAAUAAUGAUUCUCAGUCCCCUGUGAAUCUUCAAUCCCAUACAAAAGUCAAGACCCUUGAGCAAACAAAUUUAAUGGCACAGAAAGGCUCCCCAAGAGCAGUGCCUGAAAUCGAUGUGACAAGUUUACCUCCUCCUCCAUCGCAUAGGGAUCUACGGAGAGCUGUCACUUCCUCUUCAGAGACUUCCAAUUCUGCAAUUGAGAUAACUGAAACUGAUUCACUGCCUGAUAAUCCUGCUGUAAUAAGGCCUUCAAUGCUAGAAAAAUCAACUGCCUGGUCAAAGAAUAACAAGUCAGACAAUAUUGCAUCGAGCAGCUCAACAGUGAACCAGUCGUUUAAUUAUAAUCACAUAAAAAAGCUAGAUAUCCAUCCAACCCCUCCUCCUCGGCCUUUUACUACAUCAUCGGUGGGUAAUACAGAAGAUUCACAAGAAUUACUUAAAACUCCAAACUCCAAACCAACUACACACACACCAUCCACAGGUUUAAAUACACCAACUGUACAUCAGUAUCCAUUACUCGAAAUUAAGAAAACUGUCCCUAGUGUACUUGGUAGGUACGAAAAUGAACAGACGGUCAACUUUCCACCACCUCCAAAGCCUCCUAGGAAAGCCGAUUACUCUAGUGGUCUCUCAGCUACCGCUAAGGAUAGUUCGGCAUUAUCGCAUACGGGUCAUGAAAAGGAAAUAAUAGUUCGCCGAUCAGAAACUCAAUCCUCCCUGCCAAUAGAUCCUCCUCCGGUAUAUACAGCAUCUAUACCUGAGACAAAACACGCAUUACAGGAAAUCAAUGAUAGAUCAAAGUUCCCUUCAGAAGUAGUACAACCUCGUGGGCAGUAUUUAGGAACAAGAUUACAUCGCCAAUCUAAUCCAAAGGCUACUGAUGAUACAGAAUUACAACUUGCAAAUGAUAUUUCCGAGAUAAAGUUGCGCCAUGUAGAUGCAAAGGUCUUGACUACCGCGGAAAAUACCAAGAUUGAUAAGAAACCGCCGCCAAUAGUACCGAAGAAAAAGGAAACAUUAGCUAGUAUCAAGAAGAUUCCUCCACCUGUACCAAAGAAGAAGAGUUCUUUGGUGUCGAAGCCAAUUGUGCCCAACCACGUAUCGCAAUCUCCCGAUUUGGAAGAUAGCGGAAUUACUGCUGAUGCAGGUUUGUCUAAUUCGGAUGACAAUCCAUUUCGUCGGUACCUCAAGAAUGUUGUUCCAGAAGAAAGUAACAGGGUAAAUCGCCGCUGA